Molecule: messenger RNA, 1805 nt
Organism: Jatropha curcas
Lineage: Eukaryota; Viridiplantae; Streptophyta; Magnoliopsida; Malpighiales; Euphorbiaceae
Product: thioredoxin H-type
Source: RefSeq, a predicted model, not a curated record
ACGACACGAAUGAGCUAUUGUCGAUUUUGUGGGCUGUUGAUUUUGUCAGUCGCCUAGCCCUCUUUCAUUUGGGAUUUGUUUGGAUGAAAUUGGAGUUGCGGUUUUUAUGUUUUUGGAUCCAGUCAAGCAUGCUUUACAGCCCCAUUGUUUGAUCAUCAUUGUGGAUCACGGAUCUUAUGAUCUUGACAAACGGCAGGACACUUCGCACAUUCACACGAUAUGUCGUUUAUGAGACUGUUUUGUUCAUCAAAAAGCAUUAUUGCUGUGGCCGAUUUUUUUUUCUAUAUAUUCAAACUAAUUACGAAGGUCCAAGCAAUUGUUGGGAAUUUGAAGAUUUUAAACCUGAAAGUUAAUGGAUAAACUAAAAGGAUUGCCAUCAUCCACACAACAACUAGGGAAUUGAAACAGACAAGACGAGAAUUAAAGAAAAGCUUGACAUGAAUGGUUGAGAAUAAUGCCUUUCUUGGGGGAAAACUUGUCAAGUCAAACUUACAGGUUAAUUAGUUUAGCUAAGAAUAUGCAAAUUACCGAAAAAAGCAAAAGAAAUAGAAAGACAACCAAGUUGGUUAAAAGGGUAUUCUUGUACUCGGCAUUGGUUAGUUUUUAGAAUAUUGUUUCUAUCCAUAAACCUGAAAACGGAAAGUUGAAAAGAAAGCUACUAAUUUCCUCUCCUAAUAAAGUCAAUUCUAUAUAUUCCUAUUUCUUUGGUGAAUUGUUAGAAGGUAUUCAGGUGCUCCUUUCAUUCAGUUCUUGCAAACCUUCUAUUUCUUGGUUUCUUGCUCAGAAAUCUUGAAUCUUUCAACCUGUCAUUUCUUUCUUGAUUCCUAAGGUAACAUUUUUAAUCUUCUUCUUUUAGUUCUUCAAUCUUUUUUCCUUCUUUUAUAGGAAGGCACUAGAAAUCAAUUUCCAGGGUGUGCAUAGGCAAUGGGACAGUGUUGGAGCCAGGUUAGCAUAUGUGGCAAGUCUAAGAACAAUGGUAAUGAUGAUACUAAGAAAAGUAAAGAUACUGGACAUGGAGAUUGUAGGUGUAAAAAUGUUCACCGAAUAAAUUCCAUUCAGAAAUGGGAGGAAAAGUUAUCGGAAGCCAACAAAGACAACAAGAUCGUAGUUGUAAAUUUUUGUUCAUCCUGGUGUUCACCAAGUAAAUCCAUAGCACCUGCUUAUUGUGAGCUUGCUGAUAAAUAUACUUCCCUAGUCUUUUUAAGCGUAGACAUUGAUGAGCUUGCAGAGUUUAGCUCUUCAUGGGAAAUUAAGUCAACUCCGACAUUUUUUUUCCUUAAGGAUGGACGACAAGUAGACAAACUUGUGGGAGCAGACAAACCAGAACUUCAGAAAAAGAUUGCAUCUUUUGUUGGCUCCAAAUGAACAAUAAUACCCGUCUCGAGUUCGAGUUCUUAAUCAUUUUUGUUUUCCUCAUCAGAAAAUUUGGCAGGAUAGAUUGAUUUCGCGCCAUCAUCUUAAUCUUGGUGCGCAUAAACUGCCCAUUUGAGGACUAGAAAAAGCGGUCAUUGCAAAAGAUUGUAAAGAAAUGAGAAAAUGUAAAUACAACUUGAAGAAGAAAAGGAGCCAAAUGUAAAAAUGACAAAUAGAGAAUCAAAAUGCUUUGAUCAUCUUAAGACUAAUUGAACAAGAAGACACUAUUUAAUGAACGGAGAUGAAAUUAGCAAUGGAUGGCUGCUAAGGCCUAAAUGAUUAACAAUUUAACAAAAUUCCAGUCAAUGGUCGCUUGUUAUUAUUUGUAUUCUAUUAGUCUAACAAGCAAUUAAUCAGUUGCCAACUUUAUAUGAUUGUCUAUGGCAUGCAAA